Pelmatolapia mariae (spotted tilapia) is the source of this 2936-nucleotide messenger RNA. Its product is annotated as copine-3-like. Gene Ontology annotation, biological process: ERBB2 signaling pathway; cellular response to calcium ion. Gene Ontology annotation, cellular component: plasma membrane. Gene Ontology annotation, molecular function: receptor tyrosine kinase binding; calcium-dependent phospholipid binding. The coding region runs from base 111 to 1736 and encodes 541 amino acids. NCBI's taxonomy places the organism in Eukaryota, Metazoa, Chordata, Actinopteri, Cichliformes, Cichlidae. The record is from RefSeq and is a predicted model, not a curated record. The transcript has 16 exons.
CCCAGUGCGGCAACACAGCUGUUGCUGUCAGAUUAACGUUACGCGUUCAUAUAGGAGCAGAGGCAGAAAAAAAGUGUAUAUUUGUCAACAACUACACAGGAACAGCUGCAAUGGCCUCAGGUGGGGCCCCACUGCCCACAGCCACCCAGUGUGCCACUAAGGUGGAGCUGAGCAUCUCCUGUGAAAACCUAAUGGACAUGGACGUCUUCUCUAAGUCUGACCCUCUGUGUGCUUUGUACAUCAAUACAUCAGGCUCUCAGUGGUAUGAGUUUGGCCGCACGGAGAUGAUCCUGAACUGCCUGAAUCCGAAGUUUGCUAAGAGGUUUGUGAUCGAUUAUUAUUUUGAGACGGUGCAGAGGCUGAAGUUCUGCGUGUAUGAUAUCGACAACGAUACCUACGACCUGAGUGACGAUGAUUUCCUUGGAGAGCUUGAAUGCACCCUCGGACAGGUCGUUUCUAAUAAGCAGAUGACGCGGCCAUUGUUGCUGAAGGACAGGAGGCCGGCAGGCCGUGGGACCAUCACAAUCUGUGCUGAAGAAAUCACAGACACCAGGGUAGCAAACUUUGAAGUGUCUGCCCGCAGGCUGGACAAAAAGUAUCUGUGGUGGUCCGACCCUUUCCUGGAAUUCUACAAGCAGACAGAAACUGGAUGGCAGCUGGCUCACAGGACAGAGGUUGUGUACAACAACCUGAAUCCAAUAUGGAGGCCGUUCCGCAUCUCAUUGCGAACUCUUUGUGGAGGAGAUGUGGAGAAGCCUAUUAAGGUUGACUGUUACGACCAUCACAACAGCGGCUCCCAUGAUCUCAUUGGGAGCUUUAAAACCACACUAGCAGAGAUGCAAACGGGGACGCGCAUCUCCCCGGCUGAAUUCGAAUGUAUUAACCCCAAAAAGUCAAAUAAGAAAAACUAUAAAAACUCCGGGGUCGUUUGCAUCCGGCAGUGCCAGAUUGUGAGGGAAUACACCUUCCUGGAUUAUAUAAUGGGUGGAUGCCAAAUCAACUUCACUAUCGCCAUUGACUUCACGGGCUCUAACGGGGAUCCGAGGUCUCCUCAGUCCCUCCACUACAUCAGCCCAGAGGGCUACAAUGAGUACCUGGCAGCCAUCUGGUCAGUGGGUAAUGUCAUCCAGGACUACGACAGUAAGAAGAUGUUUCCUGUGUUUGGUUUUGGAGCCCAGCUCCCUCCAUCCUGGCAGGUAUCCCAUGAGUUUCCUGUCAAUUUCAAUCCAGUAAAUCCCUUCUGUUCAGGCAUAGAGGGCGUGGUGGAUGCCUACAGACACUGUCUACCUCAGCUGAAGCUCUGGGGUCCCACCAACUUUUCCCCGAUUAUCAACCACGUGGCCUGCUUCGCCAGACAAGCUCUCCAGCAGCGUGUGGCCUCAAAUUACUUUGUGCUGCUCAUCAUCACGGAUGGAGUGAUCACAGACAUGGACCAUACACGUGCCGCUAUCGUGGAGGCCUCUCGUCUGCCCAUGUCUAUCAUCAUAGUAGGCGUUGGCGGGGCAGACUUCAGCGCCAUGGAGUUUCUGGACAGCGAUGACAAACUGCUGCAGGCGCCCAGCGGGGUCGUCGCCUCCAGAGACAUCGUGCAGUUUGUGCCCUUCAGAAAUUUCCAGAGAAACAGCGUGGCCCUGGCGCAGAGCGUGCUGGCAGAGCUUCCCGAUCAAGUCACAUCCUUCUUCAAUGCCUACAAGCUGAAACCACCUAAUCUUUUCAAUGUUCCUGAGCCGUCCUAGUAAAGCAGGUUAAAUGUACUCGAGUAUCUCCAAUGCACUUCCUGUCUGUCUCUUCUUCACCCUCUUUCUACAUUCAGUGCAUAGAGGGGUGUAAAUCAGUGUUGGGCAAACCAUUUGAGAUUUACAGAUUAAUGAUUACUUCACACUGGAACACUGGAAAGCAGCAAACCAACUCUGAGGUGAAAUCUACAAUGGUAAACUGGAACAACUCAGAAAAAGCAGUUAAUGCUAUUUAAAAUCGCACACCAUCAGAAAAAAUACAUUAAUCAAUAAAUAAAUAAUAAUAAUUUAAUAUUUGUAUACAAUGACGAUCAGUUUCAGCUUGCAUGGCUCACAAAUAAAAUCCAGAGCAGGACAUUGUUAUGGCCACGGAAAUGCUUCCUCAGGCUAAAAUUUGGGAUUCUUCUCCAUGAUGUCAUCACUGUGUGGGUGGUUGAGCAACAGUCGCCCUUUGGCAAAAGCUCUAAACAAGUGGUUGCAUGACAGCUGCCUAAGGUGUAGCAUCACAGUGGUCAGGAUGAAAGGAAACAGGAAGUGGCUUUGAACAAGUGUGCAAGCCAAUCUUAUCCUUUUAAUCGCUCAGAAAUCAGUUUCUGUUACAAUUAACAAAGAGCACCCAAAUGGCCUUAAACAGCAAGUUUAAUGUUGUGCAGUUGACUUUUUCACAAUAUUGAUGUAAAUAACUAGUAUUACAGUUUCUCUAACAAGCUGAGUGACUGAAGUGUUUUCCAUGUGAUUUGAGACCCUCCAGCUUGUUCACUGCAUGUAAUUAAUAAGAAAUCAUAAUAAUAGGAAACAAUCACAGUGUACUCCGUGCAUCUUCACACAUGGCUUUGCUGAUUAAAUGCUAUAUUUGUUGCAUAAACGAAUGGCACCUUAUUUGUUGUGUGUUCAUAACAUAAAAGGAAACGGUGGAUAUCUGCUGAGACACAGCUCAGAGUCUACAUUGUUACACUGGAUGUUCCCGGCUAGCAACCUGACUCCUGCUACCUUAAUUAAAGACUUUGACAUGUAACCUUGUUUGCUAACAAGAUUUUAUACGUUGUGUAGAUGUGAAUAUUUAUUGUUGUUUAUAAUGGUUGGAAAUGAUUUUGACUCCCCUGUGUGGCCCACAGUGGUUGCUUCCGACUGUCUUUUCCCAAAUUAAAUAAAGGAACUGCCAGCUGGCGGCAAAAGUGAAUUAGUAACCAUGGUUAUUAA